CCGCCGCUGGCCAUGGACAAGAAGGAUCUGCAGAACCUCGUCUGCGGCGGCAUCGCUGGCUGCGCGUCCCGCACGGCGGUGGCUCCGCUGGAGCGGCUGAAGAUCCUGCUGCAGGUGCAGGACUACAUCAAGAAGGACGGCGCGGCAGCGGGCGGCUCCUCUCCAGUCAAGUACCGCACCAUCGGGCAGUCUCUGCGGCAGAUCCACGCGGAGGAAGGGCUGCGUGGCUUCCUGAAGGGCAACGGCGCCAACUGCGUGCGUGUGUUCCCGUACGUAGCCAUCCAGUUCGCCGCCUUCGAGCGUCUCAAGCCGCUACUGAUCUCCGACGGCGCUGAGACGCUCAGUCCGUUGCAGAAGCUCUUCGGCGGCGCUGUUGCUGGCGUCGUGUCGGUCUGCAUCACGUACCCGUUGGACGCUGCGCGUGCCCGCCUGACCGUGCAGGGAGGUCUGGCCAACACGGCGCACACCGGCAUCCUCAACACCUUGUCGACUGUCGUGCGAACCGAAGGACUGCGCGGUGUCUACCGCGGCGUUCUGCCUACUAUUUGGGGCAUCGCGCCCUACGUAGGACUCAACUUCACCGUGUUCGAGACGCUCCGUAAUACGGUGCCUCGCAACGAGAACGGUGAGCCGGAUGCCAUGUAUCUGCUGGCAUGCGGAGCUCUAGCUGGAGCUUGCGGCCAGACCGCCGCGUACCCCAUGGACAUCCUCCGCCGUCGGUUCCAGCUGAGUGCCAUGCGCGGUGACGCGACCGAGUACACGAGUACGCUGGGAGGUCUGCGCACGAUUGUCCGCGAGGAAGGCGUCCGGGGGCUGUACAAGGGCCUCGCCCCGAAUUUCAUCAAGGUGGUGCCAUCGAUCGCCAUCAUGUUCACUACGAAUGAGCUGCUUAAUAAGCGCGUCAUCAAGAAAUACGAGCUGUGACCAAGGACGUCUCGUGGAAAUAGAGCAAACGUGCGCUUUAAAAUACGUACAUGAGUGUUU
Phytophthora sojae is the source of this 984-nucleotide messenger RNA. RefSeq lists its product as hypothetical. The transcript has 2 exons. Lineage: Eukaryota; Oomycota; Peronosporomycetes; Peronosporales; Peronosporaceae. The coding region runs from base 13 to 924 and encodes 303 amino acids. Gene Ontology annotation, biological process: transmembrane transport. The record is from RefSeq and is a predicted model, not a curated record.